AUGAGCGAUGCCGAGAUGGAAAUAUUCGGGGUGGCUGCCCCAUACCUCCGCAAAUCAGAACGGGAGAGAAUCGCAGCCCAAAACAUGCCGUUUGAUGCCAAAACAGCCAUCUUUGUGCCUGACCCAAAGCAGGAGUAUGUGAAGGGGAAAAUCAGGAGCCAAGAUGGCCCCAAGGUCACCGUGGAGACUGAGGAUGGAAAGAUUGUCGUAGUUCACCUGGACGACACUCGCCCCAUGAACCCUCCUAAGUUUGACAAGCUGGAGGACAUGGCAAUGCUGACACAUCUGCAUGAACCAGCUGUGCUCUUUAACCUCAAGGAGCGCUACGCCACCUGGAUGAUCUACACCUACUCUGGGCUCUUCUGCGUGACUGUGAACCCCUAUAAGUGGCUACCAGUCUACAACCCAGAGGUGGUGGCUGGAUACCGUGGGAAGAAACGGCAAGAGGCCCCCCCACACAUCUUCGCCAUCUCUGACAGUGCUUACCAGUACAUGCUGACAGAUCGAGAGAACCAGUCUAUCCUGAUCACUGGAGAAUCUGGUGCCGGGAAGACCGUCAACACAAAACGAGUCAUCCAGUAUUUUGCAACAAUUGCAUCAAUGGGAGACUUGAGCAAGAAAGAGCAACUUUCCGGCAAAAUGAAGGGGAAUCUGGAGGAUCAAAUCAUCCAGGCUAACCCUCUGCUGGAAGCUUUUGGGAACGCCAAGACUGUGAGGAACGACAACUCUUCUCGCUUUGGGAAAUUCAUCCGCAUCCACUUUGGAACAAAGGGGAAGUUGGCAUCAGCUGAUAUUGAAACAUACCUUUUGGAAAAAUCCAGAGUGACCUUUCAGCUGCCGGCAGAGAGGAGUUAUCACAUCUUCUAUCAGAUCUUGUCAAACAAGAAGCCUGAUUUGAUUGAGAUGAUGCUAAUAACCACCAACCCAUACGACUACCCUUUCAUCAGCCAGGGAGAAAUCACUGUGCUGAGCAUCAAUGAUCCCGAGGAGCUGAUGGCCACUGAUAGUGCCACUGACAUCCUGGGGUUUAACACGGACGAAAAGGUCGGCAUCUACAAGCUGACUGGCGCUGUGAUGCAUUAUGGGAACAUGAAGUUCAAGCAGAAGCAGCGGGAGGAGCAGGCAGAGCCCGACGGCACCGAGGUGGCAGACAAAGUGGCCUACCUCAUGGGUCUGAACUCUGCUGAUUUGCUGAAGGCUCUGUGUUACCCCCGAGUGAAAGUCGGGAAUGAGUAUGUCACCAAAGGUCAGACUCCUCAGCAGGUGAACAAUGCCAUGGGCGCCCUGUCUAAGGCCGUGUAUGAGAAGCUGUUCCUGUGGAUGGUCACACGUAUCAAUCAGCAGCUCGACACCAAACUUCCGAGACAGCAUUUCAUUGGCGUCCUGGAUAUUGCAGGAUUUGAGAUUUUCGAGAUGAACAGCCUGGAGCAGCUGUGUAUCAACUUUACAAACGAGAAGCUGCAACAGUUUUUUAACCAUCACAUGUUUGUGUUGGAGCAAGAGGAAUACAAGAAGGAAGGGAUUGCGUGGGAGUUCAUAGACUUUGGCAUGGAUUUGGCAGCCUGCAUUGAGCUCAUUGAAAAGCCGAUGGGUAUUUUCUCUAUUCUGGAAGAGGAGUGCAUGUUUCCAAAGGCAACAGACAGCUCCUUCAAGAACAAGCUGUACGACCAACACCUGGGGAAGAACAGCAUCUUUCAGAAGCCCAAGCCCUCCAAAGGAAAGGCCGAAGCUCACUUCUCACUGAUGCAUUAUGCCGGCACUGUCGACUACAACCUCAGCGGCUGGCUGGAGAAAAACAAAGACCCACUUAAUGACACUGUGGUGCAGCUUUAUCAGAAAGCGUCCCUGAAGCUGCUCUGUCAGCUGUUUGCCACAUAUUCCACUGCUGAAGGUCAGUCUGUAGCUGAUGGAACUAAGAGAAGUACCAAGAAAAAGGGUUCUUCCUUCCAGACGGUUUCUGCACUUUUCAGGGAAAACCUGAAUAAACUGAUGGCCAACCUCCGGUCCACACAUCCACACUUUGUAAGAUGUAUUAUCCCCAAUGAAACCAAGACUCCAGGUUCCAUGGAUCACCAUCUUGUCCUUCACCAGCUGCGUUGUAACGGUGUGCUGGAAGGUAUCAGGAUUUGCAGAAAGGGAUUCCCCAGCAGGAUCCUCUACGGAGAUUUCAGGCAGAGAUACAGGAUUCUGAACGCCAGUGCGAUCCCUGAGGGUCAGUUUAUUGACAGCAAGAAAGCUUCAGAGAAACUGCUCUCCUCCAUUGAUGUGGAUCAUGCCCAGUAUAGAUUUGGAUACACAAAGGUGUUUUUCAAAGCCGGCCUGCUGGGUCUCCUGGAGGAGAUGAGGGAUGAACGGCUGGCGGUGCUGAUGACUCGGAUCCAGGCUGUGUCCAGAGGUUAUGUCACCAGGCUCAGGCUCAAGGAGAUGAUGAAGAAAAGAGAGUCAAUUUUCAUCAUCCAGUACAACAUCCGCUCCUUCAUGAAUGUUAAGAACUGGCCUUGGAUGAGGCUCUUCUUCAAGAUUAAGCCUCUGUUACGGAGUGCUGAGGCCGAGAAGGAGAUGCAGAACAUGAAAGAGGAGUUUGCUCGACUCAAAGAGGAGCUGGUAAAGUCGGAGGCCAGGAGGAAGGAGGUGGAGGAGAGAAUGGUGAUGCUCGUCCAGGAGAAGAAUGACCUCUACCUUCAAAUCCAAGCAGAGAGGGAGAACCUGUGUGAUGCCGAGGAGAGGUGUGAAGGCCUGAUAAAAAGCAAGAUCCACCUGGAGGCCAAAGUCAAAGAGUUCUCAGAGAGGAUGGAGGAAGAGGAGGAGAUCAAUGCCGAAAUCACCGCAAAGAAGAGGAAGCUGGAGGACGAAUGUACGGAGCUCAAAAGAGACAUCGAUGACCUCGAACUCACCAUCGCCAAAGUGGAGAAGGAGAAAUAUGCCACAGAAAAUAAGGUUAAGAACUUGGUCGAGGAGCUCACUACUCUUGAGGAAAAAUUGCUGAAGUCCUCCAAGGAGAUCAGAGCUUUGCAGGAAGUGCACCAGCAGACCUUAGAUGACCUCCAGGCUGAGGAGGAUAAAGUGAACUCUCUAAUGAAGAUCAAAAUCAAGCUGGAGCAACAGGUUGACGAUCUGGAGGGCUCACUGGAGCAGGAGAAGAAGGUCCAUGCAGACUUGGAGAGAUCCAAAAGAAAACUGGAGGGGGAUCUGAAGCUGUCCCAGGAAACCAUCAUGGACCUGGAGAAUGAAAGACAACAAAUGGAGGAGAGACUGAAAAAAAAGGACUUUGAAAUCAGCAGCCUGCAGUGCAAAAUUGAAAAUGAGCAAGUCCUAAAUAGUCAACUGCAAAAGAAGAUCAAAGAGCUUCAGGCUCGCACUGAAGAGCUUGAAGAGGGAAUCGAGGCUGAGCGCUCGGCUCGAGCCAAAGUGGAGAAGCAGAGGUGUGAUCUGUCCAGAGAGCUGGAUGAGAUCAGCGAGAAGCUGGAGGAGGCCGGAGGGGCCACCGCUGCUCAGGCCGAGCUGAACAAGAAGCGUGAAGCUGAGUUUCAGAGGCUGCGUCGAGACCUGGAAGAGUCCACCCUGCAGCACGAAUCCAUCGCCGCCGCUCUACGCAAGAAACAGGCUGACAGUGUCGCUGAGCUCAGCGAUCAGAUAGACAACCUUCAGAGAGUCAAACAGAAACUGGAAAAAGAGAAAAGUGAGCUGAAGAUGGAAGUCGACGACAUGGCGAGCAACACAGAGUGUGUUCUGAAAAGCAAGGCUAAUCUGGAGAAAAUGUUCAGGAGCCUUGAGGACCAAAUGAAUGAAUAUAAAACCAAAGCAGAUGAAGCCCAGAGGUCUCUGAGUGAUUACACUACACUCUGUGCUCGUCAACAAACAGAAAAUGGUGAGCUGACACGUCUGCUGGAGGAGAAAGAGAUCACCCUGUCCCAGCUGAGCAGAGUCAAAACUGUGGGGAGUCAACAAAUUGAAGAGUUGAAGAGACUUUUGGACGAAGAAAUGAAGGCAAAAAAUGCCCUGGCUCACAGUUUGCAGUCAUCUCGUCACGACUGUGAGCUGCUGAGAGAGCAGUACGAGGAGGAGCAGGAGGCCAAAGCUGAGCUGCAGCGCUGCCUGUCCAAAGCCAACAGCGAGGUGGCUCAGUGGAGAACAAAAUAUGAGACAGAUGCCAUCCGACGCACCGAGGAGCUUGAGGAGGCGAAGAAGAGGCUGGCCCAGCGGCUGCAGGAGUCUGAGGAAAUGACAGAAGCAGCAAAUGUCAAAUGUGCAUCUCUGGAGAAAACAAAGCAGAGGCUGCAGGCGGAGGUGGAGGAUCUCAUGGUUGAGCUGGAAAGGUCAAACGCAGCCAAUGCCACCUUGGACAAGAAACAGAGGAACUUUGAUAAGAUCCUGGCUGAAUGGAAACAGAAAUAUGAGGAGAGUCAGUCAGACCUGGAAGUUUCCCAAAGAGAGGCUAGAGUGCUCAGUACAGAACUCUUCAAGAUGAAAAACUCGUACGAAGAGGCUCUGGAUCAUCUGGAGACCAUGAAAAGAGAGAACAAAAACCUUCAGCAGGAAAUUACAGAAAUCACAGAUCAAAUUGGACAAUCUGCAAAAACUAUCCAUGAGCUGGAGAAAGCUGCAAAGCAAGCUGAGCAGGAGAAGCGAGACAUCCAGGCGGCUCUUGAGGAAGUUGAGUCUUCCCUGGAACACGAGGAGGCCAAAAUCCUGCACCUGCAACUGGAGCUGAAUCAGAUCAGGUCAGAAGUAGACAGACGGGUGGCGGAGAAAGACGAAGAAAUCGACCAGCUCAAGAGGAACUACCAGAGAACUGUGGACAUUCUGCAGAACACGCUGGACACCGAGACACGUAGCAGGAACGAUGCCGUCCGGAUGAAGAAGAAGAUGGAGGGAGAUCUGAAUGAGAUGGAGAUCCAGCUGGGUCAUGUUAACCGCCAAGCAGCCGAGGCCACCAAACAAACCAGGAACCUUCAGGCUCAGUUAAAGGAUGCCCAGGUUCAUCUGGAUGAAGCGCUGCACUGUCAGGAGGACUUUAGGGAACAACUAGCUAUCACAGAGCGCCGCAACAACCUGAUGAUGGCUGAGAACGAGGAGAUCAAAGCAGCGCUGGAGCAAUCGGAGAGAGGUCGCAAGCUGGCCGAGCAGGAACUGAUCGAAGUCAGUGAGAGGAUUCAGCUGCUGCACUCUCAGAACUCCAGCCUCGUAAACACUAAAAAGAAGAUGGAGUCUGAUUUAAUUCAGCUGCAGUCAGAGAUGGAGGACACCGUCCAGGAGGCGAGGAAUGCAGAUGAGAAGGCCAAAAAAGCCAUCAUGGAUGCUGCCAUGAUGGCUGAGGAGCUGAAGAAAGAGCAGGACACCAGCGCUCACCUGGAGAGGAUGAAGAAGAACCUGGAGGUGACAGUGAAAGACCUGCAGCAGCGUCUGGAUGAGGCCGAGCAGCUGGCUCUGAAGGGAGGGAAGAAAGAGCUUCAGAAACUGGAAGCCAGGGUCCGUGAGCUGGAAAAUGAAUUAGAAUCAGAACAGAAACGCAGCGGGGAGGCCAUGAAAGGUGUGCGGAAAUAUGAGAGGAAAAUUAAAGAGCUCACUUAUCAGAGUGAGGAGGAAAAGAAGAGCGUGGCACGACUUCAGGAUUUGGUCGAUAAACUGCAACUGAAAGUGAAAGCAUAUAAGCGGCAGUGUGAGGAGGCGGAGGAACAAACCAGCAUCCAUUUGGCUAAAGCUCGGAAGGUGCAACACGAACUGGAGGAAGCUGAGGAACGAGCUGAUAUCGCAGAAUCCCAGUUGAAUAAAUUACGAGCAAAGAGCCGCGAUAUUGUUGGUAAAGGGGAAUAGAAGUCUACGCUGUAUCAGCUUUGUGACAGUGCAUUUUCCAGACAGUCCAAUAGGUUUUAAAAUGGUUUAUUUAGCUUUAGAAGAAGAAUUUUUCACAACCUACAGUAUAAAGGAACACUACAAUUUAUCCCAAAAACUCAAAUCACCAAAUUUGGAGAUGAAUGUUUUUCAGCAUUAUUUGAUCACUGGGUGACAGUUGUACAAAUCAUGGUAAAAAAGUAAUAAACUCACCUUCCAAUAAGCAAAAAAUGUCAUAUAAGGUGAUGUGAUGAAUGGCAUCAUAUUUAUUACAUUAAAGCUGUAAUCAGUAACUUUUAUAAAAACAACUUUUUAUCAUAUUUGCUGAAACUAUCAGUAUAUCCAGACAGUAGUGCAUGAGACAGAUAAUCUGUGAAAAAAUCAGGCCUGUGAAUGGUUUCGUUUUGGCUUGACUGUUUCCAACAUGGCAGCCGGGCCACAAACUCAUUCUCAUGUUACAUCUAAACUGUACACUAAAAUAUGUUUUUGAACACCUGAGGUGAGAAAUAGGCAAUGCAGCAACUGAAUCUUGAUUAAAAUUUUAUCAGUGCUGCCUUUGAGAGUUUGACGCAGUUCAGGAGCAACGAUUGACACAACUGACAGCUGCAUUAGAGACCCCUUAACUCUGAUUGAUCGCUUUUGUUUAUGGGUGGUGGAUUCCAGCAAAUGCCAUUAGAGGCACUACAAGGAGGCAGAGUAACAUGAUUUUAUCUGUCUCAUGUACUUAUGUGUGAAUAAAGUGACAGUUUGAGCAAAUAUAACUAUAGUUAUUUUAAAAACGUUGUGAACUACAGCUUUGAAAGGGCAGUUGCAUUAUGGGAAAUGUAGGAUCCAGGGUUUUAGAUGUCCCCACUAGGAACUAAUAGUCUGCAUAUGUUGUAAUGUUGCAAUUUUUUUACAUUUUCUUUCUUUCUGUCUCUUGGGAAUGUCAUUAACUUUGCAGAUAUUUAGUCAUGAACCAAAGUAUUGGACAAAUUAAAACUUAAAUCUACUGGUGGCACUUGAAGUUAAGGGGUCACCAAAGUCAUUUGGAUUCAUCCUCUGAGGAACAUGAAUGUCUGCAACACGUUUCAUGACAAUCCAUCCAAUACAUGUGAAGACAUUUUACUCAAAUCCAAAAGUGUCAAUCUCAUUGUGGUGCUACAGGAAAAGUCAGAGUAUCACCAAAGCCAGUAGGAAUCAUCCACUGGGGAACAUGAAUAUGUCAACAAAAUUUCAUGACAGUGUAUCCAACAGUUGUUGAGAUAUCUCAGUCUUUACCAAAGUGGUGGACUGACUGACAGACCAACUUUGCCACCAGCUUUAUCCCUGUCUGUGUCUAUGUAAAGAUCAUCUAGGGUUGAGUAAAAACUUGAGGCAGAGUUGUAGAAUGAUUAUAAACAAACAAUGUUUCCUGCAUAUAUACAGCAUCUGGUCACCAUUCUGUGUUGCUAAGCCUGGGAUCAAUGGAGACGGAGCAAAGAAAACAGUGUCGGCUCAACACGUUCCGGGAAUAGUGUCUACUCUGCAGUUAUUUAUGCACUGACCUGAACUAAAGCCUCAUUCUUACCAAGACACAGGAAAAUACCUUUCUGCCUAUCAAGCACUGCGAAAUAAUAAUAAUAAUAAUAAUAAUAAUAAUAAUGAUAAUAGAAAAAGAAAUCAUCCCAAAGCUACACAUACAUUGUUUUUACAGAAAAUCCUACUCAUUCUGCCUUUAUUCAAUAAAAGAACAAAAAUAUUCAGAGUGACGUUCUCUAAAAGAAAAAAAAACAGUUUUGUGUGUGAAAGAGAAAGAGAAUAAAAUUGUAUCUCCAAUUUUGACUAUUUCUUACUUACUAGUCUGUAAAUAAAUAACUCACCAUUAGUCUUGUCUUGGUACCUGCAAUAAAGAUAGAUCACCAAAAGAUGGAGACACUUUAUCCAUGUUCAACAUUAGCCUAUUUCCUAAGUAUUGAACCAAAAGUAAGUUACUUGAACCAAAAAAAAAAUCUGAAGUUGUUUUAUUUUUUCACCCACAUUUACAUCCUGAAGUACCUUUUUAAACCAACAACAAGAAGAAAAAGCAGACAUUCGAGAUUGUACAACUACCACUAUUUCACAAACUGAAAUCUGAUAUGGUUGCUAAUAAAAUGCAUACUUUAUUAACAGAUGGUAUAACAUUUAUAAAUAUGUUGUUAAUUAUGAAAAUAAAGACAGAACAGUCACUAUCGCUAAAAUGGAGAAAAAUAAAUAUAUUAAACCAGCAUGCUACAACCACACUGUGGAUUUUAACCAAAAAACUGUUGCACAGAGCUCAUAAUGAAAUCUGGUCAGUAACACUGCAGUCACUCACCAAUUCAAGUGUAAAAAUAACAUUAGCAUUGCCUCACAGCUUCAGCUGAAAACCAAGAUUAAAAACUAGAAUAACACAGGCCUGACAUUUGGGCAUUUUAGAAAACCCUGGGAGUUAAAAUGGACCCCAUUAAAAUCCACCUUUUUUCCUCCUGUCAGCGGUGCAGUGAUCAGCAGCAGCUGGUAUGUUCAUGACAUUUGUAGAAAUCCCUGUGAAGCAGGGUUAGAGUUACUGCUGUGAAUGUGUGACUUUCAGCAGGGGAGGCUUACGUAGAACUGAAGGUAACCUCCAAGUAAAGACAAAGUACAAAGAGGAGGACGGGAGGUACUUGAGGAGCUGACAGGUUGUGGUCAAGAAGGGACAAACACUGUCCACCAACUCAACAACAUUUUCAGUCAUUCACCCACAGUGGAAACAUUUUUGGUGGCAGAAUUAUUAAUACUGCAAACAUAACAGUAUGCAGAUUUAUACAAAGAACAUAUUAUGAGAACAAGAUGAGAAAUUAUACUGUCCUAAAAGGCCAAAAUGGAGCAACUACACAUUCUGUCAAAACUGAGUUUAGACCAGUCUAAGUUUUUGACAUCUGUUCUAGCAUUUAAAAGUUUAUUUGCAAUAUAAAGUUGUUUUUUUAUAAAUAAUAAUAAAAAAAAAACAUUAAAAAAUUGCUAGAACUAGGUUUUGCUAUUUCCUGUAACUGAUAUAAUAUUUUUGAUGCUCCAGCAUUUUAGUAAUUAAGUUGUUUUUAUACCACAUUAAUUAAUUAGGCAGUAUCUUAAUUUGGUCAUAAUGAAUAAGGAACCAAAAAACAGUCGUCAGAUAACUAGCCUAGCUAUCAGAUUAGCACUAACUGCCAUCUCUGUAGCCAAUGACUUUGGUGGAAUUAAUGUGAUUUCAUGUUAAACUACACUUAAAUCAUAUUUAAAUGUAUUCUAUCAAAGAUGAAGCAAACUAGCAUUCACUGAAAUGGACAACAGAGAAAGAAACAAGAAUGUAUUGUUUGUAGAUAUGGUGUUGUCUAUGCGCCAUUUAAGUUGCUUUUUAGGCUUUGUUUAAGGGUCUGUGACAAUUAUAACAAGUAAGUCUAAAGGGCAUAUAAUUAAGGUUUUACAAACUGUUACAGAGUUGACUUCAACAACACUUCAGUUUUGUAGUUUCAAAAGCUUUGUAAAUGGAUAUGUAUGCAGAUAUAUGUAGGAAACAGUAGGAGAUUUUGGAAUCAAAAGCAUUCUGGUUUCUGUUUGUAGUCUGAGUAGUUUUGACCAUUCAUGUCUGAGCAGGGUUUGGUUGCCUGCAGGUUACCAGUCUAUGUGUAGAACAAAAGAGGUGGAACCCAUUGGCUGUAAUACAGUCUUGUAACCCAUCUCAAUCGUCGGAUGACAAUUUAGCUUUAUGCCAACAUUUUAUUGGCUUUUUUUUUAAAAAAAACUUAGCAGCACUCAAAUAAGCCCAUUUCUGUUUAUAGAGAUUAGCUGAAAUGACAGGCACACAGAAGAGGAAGUUUUGGCCCAGAUAGCCACUGGCUACACUGAAACCCCCAAAUAUUGGCCAUUACCAGUUAAGGCUUAUCAUUGUCAGACCACAUGGGUUCAGAGAUUGGUAGUUUCCUAAUGUGACAAAGAUGAUAUCAGCCAUUCAAAACAUUACAGUCAUGGAGAAGUCAACAAAUUUAGACAAAAAAUCAGAAUGUAGAAAAGAUCAGCAACAUCUCAUUUAUCAUUAUUUCAAAUAUAAUUGGAAAAUUUGAAAAAUGCAUUGACACAAAUUCAUGAAAACUCUCCACUAAAAAGACACCAAAAUACCAAAAAUAUUUAUUGAAACCUCUUAUGUUAUGGUCUGUAUUCCUAUAAGCAAAUAGUGCAGAUCUCUUCAAGUCUUGAAUUAAUAUAAAGUCAAGAAAAAACUUCUUGUCCAUCAUAUCAGACAAAAAAAUUGACUUGAUUUUAACCAGUUGGUAAAAAACACAAUAGGCUCAUAUGAUGUCAUUUACUCUCCUAUAGGCCUAGGUGUGAUUUCUUCUUUUAUAGAGCCAACAUGUCCUCUGCUUUACUGCUGGAUAUUAAGAGAUGAUUUAAUGUAUUUUCAAGAUGACAACCUGCUGUUCACACUUGCUCCCGCGCACUACUCCCCCUAAGCUGAUGAGAGCUCAAGUUACAGAUGCUCUUCCAUGAUUAUUCUAAAUGUAGUAACAAAGCUGUUGCCAUGUAUUUAUGCAACACCCGACACCGUUACGUGUUAACUUGUAAACAAUGCAGACAAACCAGACAACUUCCCUCAAGGUGGCUGACUAUUACUAACCUUGGCAUGGAACAUGUGGCAUGAGAUACGUUGCAGACAUAUGAGUUAUUGUUUCAUUAUCAACAAUUAGGCCCACCAUUUAAAUUCAAACACAGCAGAGUAAAGUAGCAUUGUAGUAAAGUAUGUAGCCUAUAUUCCACCAGGAUUUAGUUCUUGUCCAAAAACAUAAAAAAUAUUAUUUAUCUAAAAUUAUUGUCUCUGUAGAUGAUUGUUUAUUCAUCUGAUUUUUUUAAUUGGUGGUGUGCCACAGGGUUCAAUUUUUGAGCCAUUUCUGUUCUCUCUGUGCUAGUUCCAACAAAGCCACAUUAAUAAUAUUUUUGUAUGUAAUUUUUUUUGCUGAUGACGCUCCACUAUUUCUUUUAUUUAAUUGCCAUAUUUCUAUGAUGGUAGAAGCAAAUUACUAUUACUAUUAGUGCAUUAACACAAUAAAUAGAGGUGAAUUAAGCUGCAGAAUUCAUUUGAUAAGUUUCUAUGGAUAAUGUGUGUGAUGCUAUUAGAAUUAAGUUAAUCGCAGCAACUGUGCUUUUUGUAAGACAAAACUGACAGCUUUUACCAGCCACCAUUUAAGCCUAAAGGUGGGUAAACUUAUGAAAAAGAUUAUAAGACUAAAGGGUUUGAAAAAUGGAAUAAA
Epinephelus fuscoguttatus (brown-marbled grouper) is the source of this 11072-nucleotide messenger RNA. RefSeq names its product myosin heavy chain, skeletal muscle, adult-like. The coding region runs from base 1 to 5814 and encodes 1937 amino acids. Gene Ontology annotation, cellular component: myosin complex. Lineage: Eukaryota; Metazoa; Chordata; Actinopteri; Perciformes; Serranidae. The record is from RefSeq and is a predicted model, not a curated record. The transcript is spliced from 38 exons. Gene Ontology annotation, molecular function: cytoskeletal motor activity; ATP binding; actin filament binding.